Molecule: messenger RNA, 7344 nt
Organism: Oncorhynchus kisutch (coho salmon)
Lineage: Eukaryota; Metazoa; Chordata; Actinopteri; Salmoniformes; Salmonidae
Product: ataxin-1
Exons: 5
Coding region: 1287-3776 (829 amino acids)
Biological process (GO): nervous system development; negative regulation of transcription by RNA polymerase II
Cellular component (GO): nucleus
Molecular function (GO): protein binding; RNA binding
Source: RefSeq, a predicted model, not a curated record
GCUAUUAGCUCCGCGCUGCAGACAUCAUUAGGAGUGGAGGGAGACGAUUCCACCGUCAGCGCAGGAACAGGAAGCUCUGGCAACAAGGAGACACCGCUCUUACCAGACCAUUACACCGUACAGGAAUCAGGGUGAAAGCACCUGGAGCGAGGCUGCAGUACUGACUGGGUUUCCUGUGUUCAACUGAACCACGGUACUGACUGGGUUCCUGUGUUCAACUGAACCACGGUACUGACUGGGUUCCUGUGUUCAACUGAACCACGUUACUGACUAGUCCCCUGUAUUCAACUGAACCACAGUACUGACUGGGUUCCUAUGUUCAACUGAAACACGGUACUGACUGGGUUCCUAUGUUCAACUGAACCACAGUACUGACUGGUCCCCUGGGUUCAACUGAACCGCAGUACUGACUGGUCCCCUGGGUUCAACUGAACCACAGUACUGACUGGUCCCCUGGGUUCAACUGAACCUCUUUCUGGUUUCUCCCAACUGGACCACCGGACCAGGCCAGGCCAGGACCAACUGCCUUCUACCCUCAGGUAGUGCUGGGGCCCUGAGAGGAAGCAGUGCUGUGUUCUGAUUGGAGGACCCCUUCAUGGGCUGCAUCCCGUGCUGACACACAGGAGGGACUGGAGGAAUUCUGUUGAAUGCGAUUGCUGCAUCUGUCCAGAAGGCUGUCCAGAAGGCUGUCCAGAAGGCUGUCCAGAAGGCUAGCUCACAGAGGGAAAUGAUUCCGCAUGAAGCUGACGGACGGCUCUCCUCCUCUCUCCACGACAACGCCGGGUGUGACUCGGGCUGCUCUCACGGCAACGGCAGGUGUGCCGCUCUCUGCUCUCUGCUGAGCCAGAGCCAGGCGUUGGACAGACGCUGAGCUACCCCUUCCCUCCCUCUCUACCUCCUACACCCUCCUACCUAUCUACCUACCUACCUACCUACCCCCUCCAGUCUCCUGGUCCUACCCACCCACACAACCAGCAGGAGGGCCUACUCUGUCAACGAGGAAAACCAGGCCAAGGAGAGAGAGAGAGAAAGUGAGAGAGAGAGAGAGAGAGAGAGAGAGAGAGAGAUAGAGAGAGAGAGAGAGAGAGAGAGAGAGAGAGAGAGAGAGAGAGAGAGAGAGAGGGAGCGAGCGAGCGAGCCAAAGACGGGAAUGAAAGAGAAUGUGAACGAGGCAGAGACAUAAGAACUAGAGAGUUAGUGUGAAAAAAGAGACAGGCACACCUGUUGUUGCCGUGGGAGCAACGCGUGUCUAUGUGACAGAAAGUCUAGAGACAAAAGACAACAGUAUGAAGUCCAACCAUGAGCGCAGCAACGAGUGUCUGCCCCCCAAGAAGAGAGAUUUCCCAGCCAGCACUGCAGAUGAGAGGCCCCUAUUGAUGGCGCCCGCCAGCGAGACCCAGCGAGGAGAGAACCUGACAUGGCUGGCCAGUGUAGCUGGCGGGCACAACAGAGACAUUAGUGGAGGUAACGGGGAUGGCGGUAGAGGUGGGCAGCGUACCAGCACUCCCUGUGAGUCUGACGUGCCCCAGUACAAACCACUAUGCUCCACCAUCACCACACACUCAGACUUCCUGGUCCCUUCCUCCAUCUGUUCCUCCUCUUCAUCACAUCAGUCCAGAGUGGUGACCACAUCGCUCCCUGCCAUGUACAGCUCUCCUCUGUCCCCACCAGGGGGGACCAUCCACUACACCCAGCUUCCCCACAACCUUCAGGUCAUCAGUUCCCCUUACCCAGGCCCCUACGCUGGCUACCUCUCCUCCCAGCCCCCCCCUCUACCCACCUCCACAUCCCAACGCUCCCACCCUGACCCCUACCCCAACACCACCAUCACCUCCAAGCUCCAGCACCACUCUGUGGGUCCAGGUCGCCCCCCACUCCAGUCCCUACCCCCAGGCCUGGCUGUAUCAGACACUGGCCCCCAGUACAUCCAGCUCUCUGGUUCCUCUCAGAACGUGGCCCCCCGGACUGCCCCCUUGCCCCACGGAGGGACCCACCACCUGCACCACGACCCCCACCACACCCUGGCCUUCAGCGGGGGCUCCCAGGUGCUGGUACAGUAUGCGGGCUCCGGCUCCGAGGAGCCCCUGACUAAGAGAGAGGAAGGCCGGCCCAGGGAACUGCACAACGGAGAGCUGGAGAAGAGAGGCCGCUUUGAGAGGAAGGAAAGCAAAGGAGCCCCAUCAUCAUCCUCCUCUUCUUCCUCCUCUUCCUCCCAUCACCAGCUCCACCAGCAGCAGAGCUCCCACCAUCACUAUGAGACCUAUACCUCCCAUGAUGCCUCAGGGCUACGGACCUCUCUCAUGCUUGCCCCCAACAGUCAUGGAGGACAAGACCACAAGAGUCCCGAAAAACUACCCCUCUCCUCUGCCUUGCACCCAGAGAAAGGCAGCCUCCUCCUGGGUAAACCUGUGCACCGCACCUCCUCCUCCACGUUCACCUUCCCCCCUGCGCUCAAUGUGGAUAGUCUUAAGGCAGCCGUCAGCUCCCUGUCCCCCCACACUCACACAGUCAUCCAGCCCACACACAAUGCCAGCGAUGCAUCGCCCAUCUCCCUAGGCCAACUCUCCAACAACUUCUACCAGACUGGCCCAGGUGGGCAGCCCAUCAUCGGCUAUCUGUCUGGGGGUGCAGGGGGGCAACAGUACCACACCAGUCUGUCCCAGCACAGGCUCAUCCCCGUCAGUGGGGCCGGGGCCACCAGCCUGGAGGCUGGCCAUACUGCCCAUGUAGCCACCACAAGUCAACCACAGCCCUUCCCUGCCACACUCUCCCACGCCUACGUCGCCACCACCACCACCACCACUAACCCCAGAGAGGAGCAUCUAUUUGAGGUCCCGGCCCCCUACCCUCCUCUGUCCUACCCUGCUGGGGCUGGGGGGAGCAUGGUCCAGGCCCAGCUACACCUCCCGGUGGUCCCAACCCCCCAGGCCCCCUCCUCGGCCCCCUCGGGCUCCUCGCUGCCCGCCUACUUUAUCAAGGGCUCCAUCAUCCAGCUGGCGGACGGGGAGCUGAAGCAUGUGGAGGACCUGAAGACGGAGGACUUCAUCCAGAGCGCUGAGAUCAGCAGCGAGCUGAAGAUAGACUCGUCCACCGUAGAACGCAUCGACGACAGCCACACACCCAACUUUGCCAUCGUACAGUUCUCCGUGGGUGAACACCGCGCUCAGGUGAGUGUGGAGGUGCAGGUGGAGUAUCCCUUCUUCGUAUUCGGCCAGGGCUGGUCGUCGUGCUGCCCGGACCGGACCACUCAGCUGUUAGAACUACCCUGCACCAAGCUCUCAGUGGGGGACGUCUGCAUCUCCCUCACCCUGAAGAACCUGAGGAACGGCUCCCUGAAGAAGACCCAGCAGACCCAGAACCAGGCCAUGGAAAUCACUACUAGCUGCAACAUGGGCUCCAUCCACGGGCCCCUCAAACCCUCCAGGUCUUCCCGGGGUGGAAGGGGGUCAGCCAGGCAUGGGGAGCAAGAGAACGGGGUGGGUCAUAGAGGCUCCAGUGGGGGAAUGGUGGUUGAAGGUGUUCAGUUCGCCUCAGAGAAUGGGGAACUGAGGUUCGGCGUCGGAGGGGGGGCCAACUUGAAAGGAGGCCAGCCUGGAGAUUCAGAAUCCAGUAGGGGCGCCGCCAAGCCGGCGAGCCGCAAGAGGAGGUGGUCGGCCCCCGAGGGCCGUCAGGUGGAGAGGAGCGAGGAGGUGCCCCAGUUGACUCUACCCAAACCUUCAUUUAUCACUCAGGGGGUAAAAAUCAGCAUCGAAGGCAGGUCAAAUAUAGGCAAAUAGUGAAGGCAGGAGAUUAAAACAAGACUGUUAAUUCAAAUAGGGGUUGGAGGAGAGAUGGGAAAAAAGAAAUGCCCUCAUAGAUGUUUUAUUUUAACAAAUUAGUUUUAGAUUUUUUUCUUGUUUAUAUUUUCUAUCCGGAUUACUGUAGGCUAAAUUUGACCCAUGUUAUCACCUUACAUUAAGUCAUUAAGUACAUUGUAGUUGAUGCGUUCGGCAUUACGUAAACAAGCAAACGGUGCAAUUGCUUUGGGAUUUGUCAACGAAUCUCUGGGCAAGGGGUUUUGUCAAGUAUAGUACGUGUUUUAUUGGUGGGUUUGUGGCAUGCAAGAGCGCUGCUUGAUACCUCUCUGGUCAUUAGAUGGCUGCAGGUGGACAACUGAAUGAAAUAUGUAAGUUAGCUUUCCUAUAGGGCCUAGGAGAUGACUAAGCUGCCAUAAUGUAGACCGGUGAGUGAUAUCACUUCCUGGUAGAGGGCACUACUGACGAGAGUGUUCAGGAUGUCUGGACGGAAUCACUCUCCACGCCACCCGUUGCCGUGGUGGCAGACUGAGUUGAUAUGAUGUCAUCUAUCCCGAGCGACUCAAGACGUCUUUAGAUGAAACACAGUAGAAAAAAGGACUUUAACAAAUUCAAACCCUCUUGAAUAGAAGAGGAGGUAUAAUAACACCUUUAUGUGUCUCUGUAGGAAGGUUAGAACUACACAUCUAAUCCUAAACAAGGGGUCACCAGAUGCCUCGACACUCAUCCACCUAGACCACUCAGCUAGGUGAUGUCACCCAGCAGGGCCAGACCAGCCAGGUGAGGUCAUCAGGCCGCGCCACUGGGCCACCAUAAAAAGAGAACUCUUCCUUCCUUUGUUAUGUUUGGGUGACAGUGGAGUCAUUUUGUUAUUAUUCUUGAAAUGUUCUGAGUUGAUAAUGAUAUAUUUAAAUGAUUGUCUAAAACUUUGAGGUCAGGGGUCACAUACUGUAUGUAUAAUUUGAUCCAGGGUGGUUAAGUCAAAUGUUUAUGUUAUUCCUUUAUACCCUACAUACAUUUACAUUCACACUGAGUUGAUGAACUAUGGGAUUAUUCAGAGGAAGAUGAUGUUUACUUGGUGCAACCUUUUCCUUUACAUUUUUAUGGCAGAAAGAAAGAGCUUAUUUCUCAAAUGGUCCCCUAUACCCUAUAUAGUGCACUUUUUUUUACUAAGGCUCCUAUCCUUAUGGGCCCUAGUCAAAAGUAGUGCACUGUAUAGGGAAUAGGGGCCAUUUGGAACGCAGUCAGAGAGUCACUGUUGAGUGUUUAGAGAGAGACAGCAUGUUGUCUUGAAGCACUUGCGUUUGCACACCUGUCACACUCACCAACUGAUGAUAACACAACUAUUAUUAUUAUUAUUGUUGUUGUUAUUGUUGGUCUCUCUUCAUUAACACAGUACUGUAUGUUUUUGUUAUUUUACCUUGAGGAAGAAAUAGAACUCUGUGACAGCGGGACUUUAGAACAGUGAAGGGGUCAUGAUGAUGUCAUAGAGGAAUGAUGAUGUCAUGGGGUCACCAAGUCACUUGACCUGACAGGGAUGAAUGUGACAGGUGAUGAAGCGAGUGCCAGUUAGGAGAGGGAAAGAAAGUGAGAAAGGAAACAGAGGAAUAUAGAGGACGAUAUGAAAGCAGAAGAGUGUUUUUUUUUGUUAAGGCACUUUACUCCAAUCAGAACAUGCUCUUCAAAUUAUGGGUGUGGUCAAAAAAAAAGACACAUAACUGCCUUUUCAAGGAAAUCAAAAAUGUCAAUCAAGUCCAAAGGGAGAAUGGACAAAGGAUGAGAAUAGGCAGGAACUAUGUACAGGUAUGUUGUGGACGAGACUGAGAGAGUUAUAGAUGUUCUGCACACAGGAUUUUUGAUGUGUGUCAUAUACAUAAGGUAUGUACGGGAAAUAUGCAUGAAUGUAGGUAUGUGUAAGUACACACACACCAGAGGAGGCUGGUGGGGGUAGCUAUAGGAGGACGUAUUCAUUGUAAUGGCUGUUAUGGUAUAGAUGGAACGGGGUCAAACACACUGUUUCCAGGUGUUUGAUGUGUUUGGUACCAUUGCAUUGAUUCCAUUCCAGCCAUUACAAUGAGCCCAUCCUCCUAUAGCUCCUCUCACCAGCCUCCUCUGACACACACUCACACAAACACACACGGAAUACAGUACCUGCACAGACAGGCACUCUCCUGAAGGUGAGGGAGGACUGUAUGUAUUUCAUACUUGUUGAUAUAGAGAAGCCAAUAUAUUUGAGUAGGAAACUAAGACGAUAGUGAUUCUCAGUGGUGUGUGUGUGUGUGUGUGUGUGUGUGUGUGUGUGUGUGUGUGUGUGUGUGUGUGUGUGUGUGUGUGUGUGUGUGUGUGUGUGUGUGUGUGUGUGUGUGUGUGUUUGCGUGCGUGCGUGCGUGCGUGCGUGCGUGUGUGUUUGUAAAUGUGUAUAGAAAUAUCAUAUAAGUUAAUUUGAUAUAUCCCAUGUUAAAUGUCCAGGGUUCCUGUUUUUGGAGUUCUACUUAAGAGAAUCUUGCAAUUUGCACAUCUGGAGAGGUUGUCAGUUGGGUGACAUGACUUUUUGGUUGUGUCUGAAAUGGCGCCCUUUUCCCUACAUAGUGCACUGACCAAAAGUAGUGCACUAUAUAGGGAAUAGAAUGCCAUUUCAGAUACACCUAUGUUUUCAGCCAGGUUGCACACACAAACACACACACUCACACAAACACACAGUGAGCUGAAGCCAUAGAGAUAGGUAGAGGACUCGUCUUUGUAUCUGUGCCAUUAUAGUGUCUGUGACAGCCUCAAUGGAGUUGUCCAUGCUAUCUCCAUUUUAAAGUAGUCAAUUGUCAUCUUCACUAUUGGCUGGUCCCUCCUGAUGACCCAGUUGGACAUGACUCCAACAGGGUCACCAGCGGGGGAUCAUUCAAUGAAGUUGGAAGUCCCACCCAGUUGACUACAUUAAAAUGUUGGAAUCCCUCAUUGGCGUUUCCCAUGCUAAUACGACCUUUUGGCCACUAGAGGCCUCUAUCAUUCUCUAUGGCUGAAACCCCAUUUUACUGAAAUGUAGCAGUUACUUAAGAAGUGCUCUCCCUGCUGAUUGGCUCUGACAAUCUUAACUCUGCUCCUCAGUGGACAACCACACUGUCAAUCACAUCUGUGGCACGUCCAAGUCCCACCCACUUGUUGGGGGUUUGGUUGAGAGACAGUGUGGAGGUAUGUCGGUCGGUCUUGGAGCCGGGGGCGGGGCCACCAGCAUGUACACCUGUUGAGCUCUCUGAUUGAACUAGAUUUUCAGGUGUGUUUAGGUGGUAGAAGAUAUGGCAGAGUAGGAGAAGUAUGUAGAAGUUGCUUCUAGCCACUGGUGUAGGUUCAGAUCCCCCUAAAGGUUCGUGUUAGGUGUGGGUGUAGGGGAAUCUGAUCCUAGAUCUGUGGUUAAGAGGAACUCCUACCUGGAGGGCGGGUGCGGGUGAUGGACAGAUGGAUGGAUGGUGGUGGCGGUGGUGGGGAGUGAGUAGACACCCUGUAUAAGAUUUGAAAAUGCAUUAUUGUUUUUAAUAAAACAGGGUUUCUCAGAUCAACA